UCCACUGAAGUCAUGGAAUUUCCAAACAGCCCUUCUCAUGCUCUCCUCAUUGCUUUGCCCCCCCCAUCUGUCGUUGGUGGCCUAAGCAUUUACAAUUACAACCCUUUUCAUAUGUUAGCCACCGAUUUCUACUUCAACGGUCGAAUUUUGCAAAUGUGUCAUGAAUGUUGUGGAUGAGGCAUCACCCUCCCACCAUAGCAAUUGCAGCCAGAGGUGCCUGAUCUUGCCUUGCAGAAGUGGGAAAUGACAUAAGAAAAAUGUAUUUAAAACGCCCACCCAUCAACCUCUCUCUCUCUCUCUCUCUCUCUGUUGCACACACAGGUUCUUGCUAAUGCAGGAGGGAAUAUAAUGGCAGAAAAGAUAGAAGAAAUCCAUUCCAGAAGCUGUGAAUGUUCACCAACUCCAAGCACACCAAUGGGUACUCCUCUGAGAAAGGUGUUGGAUAGGAUAUCUGGUUUUGCCACUCCUUGGAAAAGGGGCGGCACAGCUCCACGCUGUCGAAGAAUCUUUCACAGGGAUGUUGAACGGGAAGAGUUCCAGCAUGCUAGUACUCAUUGUCUCUCCUCUUACUACAGUGUCUUCGUGGCUCGCCUUGCUAUCAUGGUCAUGCUAGCCAUUUUAAUUGGGCUGCUAACCAUAUUGACAUGGCAUUUUACAAAGAGCUACACAACUAGGUCACUGAAUGGAUUAGCAUAUGGCCUUCGUAAUGAGCUUCUACAGCGUCCGAUUGUACGGAUGUGGAACAUCUUAAAUUCAACUUCUGAGAUAACAACAGCCCAGCUUAAGCUGUCAGAGUAUGUGUUCAGACGGUACAACAACCCUGAUACUCAAGCAGAACAAGUUGAGCUGUAUGAAGCAAUGAGGGAUGUAACAUGGGCACUAUUUGCGAGUCGUAAAGCUCUCAAUGCAAUAACUAUCAAUUACAGAAAUGGUUUUGUCCAAGCAUUUCAUAGAGAUCACAGGAGUAACAAUACAUUCUACAUCUACUCUGAUCUUGUAAACUAUUCAAUCAGUGCAAGCAGGUCUUAUGAUAUCAAUAUGCUGUCAGAACAUCAAGGUUGGAAAGAUCAAUCCAUACACGGUAACGUUUCUGCAAUUUGGUAUCAGGAACCCCUUGAUCCCGUCACUGGUGAGAAGAUGGGAAAAGCAAAGCCAAUCCCACCAGAUGAUCAAAUCAAUAUUGCAGGCCUUGAACAAGUACCUGAUGGUGUAGCAUCAUGGCAUGUGGCAGUAAGCAAAUACACAGAUUCACCCUUGCUUUCAGCAGCACUGCCAGUCUGGGACCCUUCAAAUAAAAGUAUAGUAGCUGUUGUGGGUGUUACUACAGCACUUUAUAGUGUAGGCCAGCUUAUGAAGGAGCUUGUUGAAGUCCACAGUGGGCAUAUAUACUUGACAUCCCAAGAGGGUUAUUUACUUGCUACUUCCACAAAUGCUUCACUUGUGACAAAUUCAACAAAGGGACCCAAGCUUAUGAUGGCUGUUGAUUCAGAGGAUCAUAUAAUACAAAUGGGAGCUCGGUGGUUGCAGAGAGCCUAUGGCAACAACUUCUCUCAAAGUAAUGAGAUUCAUGCAGAGAGUGCCAGGCUUGGCCGCGAGCAGUAUUACAUAGACUCAUUUUUCCUAAAACUAAAGAGGCUUCCUUUGGUGGGGGUCAUCAUCAUUCCAAGAAAAAAUAUAAUGGGGAAGGUAGAUGAGAGAGCUUUCAAAACGCUGGUUAUAUUGAUAUCUGCAUCUUUAUGUAUCCUAUUCAUUGGAUGUAUCUGCAUUUUCAUACUGACAAAUGGGGUGUCUAAGGAAAUGAAACUAAGAGCAGAACUGAUAAGCCAUCUUGAUGCAAGAAGAAGGGCAGAGGCAUCCAGCAACUAUAAAAGCCAAUUUCUAGCAAACAUGAGUCAUGAACUGAGGACACCUAUGGCUGCAGUAAUUGGGCUGCUGGACAUUCUCAUAUGUGAUGAUUGCCUCACAAAUGAGCAAUAUGGGACUGUCACACAGAUUAGAAAAUGCUCAACAGCUCUACUCCGGCUUCUUAACAAUAUAUUGGAUUUGAGCAAGGUUGAAUCUGGAAAACUGGUGCUGGAAGAAGCUGAGUUUGACUUGGGGCGAGAACUCGAAGGACUUGUUGAUAUGUUCUCUGUGCAAUGCAUUAACCACAAUGUGGAAACUGUUCUAGAUCUCUCUGAUGAUAUGCCAAAAUUAGUUCGAGGAGACUCUGCCAGAGUUGUUCAAAUAUUUGCAAAUCUAAUCAGCAAUUCUCUCAAGUUUACAACAUCUGGUCAUGUCAUCCUCCGAGGAUGGUGUGAGAACUCAAAUAAUUCUUUCAUUGAUACUGGGAAGUUUGCUCUCGAUCAGAAGAAAUCAUGGCCUACACAUAAGGCAAAAUUGAAGCGACAGGGAAGCCAUAUGAAGAAGGCCUCCAAGAAAGAAAACAAAAUGAUACUUCAGUUUGAAGUUGAUGACACUGGCUGUGGAAUUGAUCCAAGCAAAUGGGAGUCUGUAUUUGAAAGCUUUGAGCAAGCUGACCCCUCCACAACACGAACGCAUGGUGGCACUGGUCUUGGACUAUGCAUCGUACGGACCUUGGUUAACAAGAUGGGUGGAGAAAUCAAGGUUGUAAAGAAGGAUGGUCCAGGAACUCUAAUGCGACUAUACUUGCUUCUCAGUGCACCUGUAGAUGGCAUAGAACAAUAUCAAGUAGAUUUUUCGAAGCAUAGUUUAGUAGCGCUGCUUGCACUACGCGGCGGCAUGGGUAGAUUGAUUAUGUCUCAAUGGUUACAUAAAAUUGGAGUGUUCACCAUUGAAGCAUCGGAAUGGAAUGAACUGACACAGAUUCUUCGGGAACUCUUCAGUGCUAGAAUUUCAGUUCGUAAUAAUGGUUUUGAUGCACAGUGUUCACUGAGCGAACAUUUGAAGACUAAAUUACAGAACAUACAAGAAAUGAGGAACCCAGUAUUCGUGAUAGUUGUUGAUAUAGGGCUACUUGACUUGAGCACAGAUAUAUGGAAGGAACAGCUUAACUUUCUUGACAAUUUCUUUGGGAAAGCAAAGUUUGCUUGGAUGCUUAAUCAUGAUACAAGCAAUGCCAUAAAGAUGGAGCUCCGCAGUAAAGGGCAUAUAUUGAUGGUGAAUUUGCCACUUUACAAGUCAAAGAUGAUUCACAUACUGGAAGCUGUCAUAAAGGAGAGAAAUGUUGAACUGCAGAAAAAGAAUUUGAAUGGUCUGAGAACUACCAAAGAAGGUGAUCUGCAUGAAUGUCUUGAGAUUGAUGCCACCCACUUUGACAUUGCCAGCUCUGAUGAUUCUGAUACGUCUGAAAUGGCAAGUUCUAAUUCUGUGGGUGGAGGGGACAAACGAAGAGAGAGGACUAGAAAGCCUUGUUCUUCUGGAUACCAGAAAAUUAACAACUGCUUAGUUGAACUCACUUGCACACACUCAAAAGAAAACUAUCUAACAGAAAGAGAUCCAUGUCAUGUCAGGCCCAACUCCCAUGAUGUUGAAGAUGAAGAAGCUUCCCUUUCUGCAGAACCUCAAGGUGAUAAUGCUGAAUGCCGGGAACGACAUUUGGGUAGCAGCCGGCUUACACUGCAAGGUAAUUUAUAUUCAAAUAAAGCUGUGAAUGAACAGAAAUCUCUUGAAGGCCUACGCAUACUGCUUGCAGAAGAUACCCCAGUGCUUCAGAGAGUUGCAACCAUAAUGCUGGAAAAAAUGGGGGCUACAGUUAUUGCUGUGGGAGAUGGACUUCAGGCAGUAGAUGCUCUUAAUUGCAUGCUUAGUGCAGAAGAUUGUGGAAGAGGAUCUCUCUUUGAAGAUAGAAACACAAGAUCACAAGCAGAAAUCAGGGAUUCCCCUCCAUAUGACUUGAUCCUAAUGGAUUGCCAAAUGCCAAAGAUGGAUGGUUAUGAAGCAACAAAAGUAAUCAGGAAAUCAGAAGCAGGAACCGAGUUGCACAUUCCCAUUGUUGCGCUGACAGCCCAUGCAAUGUCAUCGGAUGAAGCCAAAUGCUUGGAGGUGGGCAUGGAUGCUUAUCUAACAAAACCAAUUGACUACAAGCUGAUGGUGUCCACCAUUCUUUCACUCACUAAAACAACUGCCUAACUUUCACACAGCUAACAAUCCAAUGGCUUAUGCAGCCUUGGGGAUGUAAGAUUCGAUAGCAGCACACAGAAAAUGCAGUUUUAUUUCCUGCGUUACUAUGAAAUAAUAUAUAUAUAUAUAUAUAUAUAUAUAUAUAUAUAUAUUAUAGAGAGAGAGAGAGAGAGAGAGAGAGAGUUUUCCUAUAGAGUUUUAUUGCCUGCAUUAUUGGAUGCACUAUGCUUGAUUACCUGACUCUACAAUCAAUGUAAUUCGGAAAAAUAUGUCAGAUAAUAUCUGUAUACACUACAACAUUACAUGUAAGCCUGAAACAUAAGGUGUGUGAAUGGAUCAUGGAGCAGAAAAACAAGGUGGUGUUAUUUC
Corylus avellana is the source of this 4452-nucleotide messenger RNA. RefSeq names its product histidine kinase 1 (gene HK1). Gene Ontology annotation, biological process: phosphorylation; phosphorelay signal transduction system. The record is from RefSeq and is a predicted model, not a curated record. Lineage: Eukaryota; Viridiplantae; Streptophyta; Magnoliopsida; Fagales; Betulaceae. Gene Ontology annotation, molecular function: phosphorelay sensor kinase activity.